Molecule: messenger RNA, 3075 nt
Organism: Recurvomyces mirabilis
Lineage: Eukaryota; Fungi; Ascomycota; Dothideomycetes; Mycosphaerellales; Teratosphaeriaceae
Gene: PHO81
Product: phosphate system positive regulatory protein pho81
Exons: 7
Coding region: 1-3075 (1024 amino acids)
Biological process (GO): glycerophospholipid catabolic process
Molecular function (GO): protein binding; glycerophosphocholine phosphodiesterase activity
Source: RefSeq, a predicted model, not a curated record
AUGUACGUCUACACUACGACGACUGGAGCAGGCUGUGAGAAAUUCGGCAAGCACAUACAGAAGCGCCAGCUCGAUAUUCCCGAGUAUGCAUCGAGUUUUGUGGAUUACAAGGCGCUCAAGAAGCUUAUCAAAAAGCUGAGCGCCACGCCGAUACUCCCUCCUGCAUCUCAGGUCACCACCGAGGGUGAGCAGCUGCGGGACUCGCAGGCUGCUUUACAGGCGAACAAGGCAACGUUCUUCUUCCGACUUGACCGCGAGAUCGACAAAGUCGACACUUUCUACCUACAGAAAGAGGCGGAGCUCAGAAUACGGCUUCGAACAUUGCUCGACAAGAAGCGCGCACUAGAAUCUCGAGCAACGCCAGCUUCAAAGCUGUCCUCUGGCUAUGUACUCCUGGACGAAGGAUUUCGGCUAUUCAGCAAUGAUUUGGACAAAUUGCAGCAGUUCGUCGAAGUCAACCAGACUGCGUUCUCCAAGAUUCUGAAGAAGUGGGACAAAACAUCAAAGUCACGAACAAAGGAGCUCUACCUCUCACGCGCCGUGGAAGUGCGACCAUGCUUCAAUCGCGACGUUAUCAGCGACCUGUCCGACCAGGCUACGACUGGGUCGUUGGAGCUGCAAGCUUGGGCGGAAGGCGAGAAGAUCUCAUACACACCCGCUGUCGAACUGGAGAACAGAGUGCCAGUGGGUAGUCAGGAUGAGGAGGUUGAGAUACAGGUGUUGCAAGCCAUGAACGUCGGCAACACUGGAUUGAUCCGCGAGUGGGCCGCCCGCGUGAUGCAAGCUGGCGAUGCCCAGGAACGAAUCAGCCGAGUAUUCCUCAACAGUGUCAGCACUGGCAAUCCGGAAGCCCAGGAAGUUCUGUAUGCGACCAAGGUAAUCAACUUCAAUUAUGCCGAUGAGAUCAAUGAACGGAAUAGUAUGCAUGAGGCCGCGGUGAGUAACAAACCAGAUGUGCUUCGAGUCGCGAUAAGUGCUGGGUCGGAUAUUCGGGCACCGGAUGUGUAUGGCCGUAUACCAUUGCAUUAUGCUUGCAUGCACGGACGAGUCGAAAUGAUACACAUGCUCAGAGCUGCUGCGCCGGACACAAUCGAUGCCAAAGAUCUCGACAAUUUCACACCACUCAUCCAUGGCAUCGUGCAUGCACAAACAGCGAGUGUCGAGGCAAUGCUACAACAUGGCGCUGUGGUGGAUCCUCUGGGCGAGAACGACCAUAUCCCUCUCAAUCUGGCUUGCCAGUACGGCACUGUUGCAAUCGUGGAUCAGCUUCUUCGAUAUAACCCUCGAAUACUGCCGGACGCAGAAGGCCUGUUUCCACAGCAUCUUGUGGCACGCUUCGGUGGUAAUAAGCAGAUUUUAGUCCUACUGAAAUCGCACGGCAUCGAUAUGGACCAAGCUGACAAGCUAUACUCAUGGACGCCAAUUUUCCAUGCUGCAAGUGAAGGCCAUCUGCAUUGUCUUCAGCAGCUUCUACAGUUCAACGUCGAGGCAAGCGUGCUCGACGAGAAAGGACUGUCGGCAGUAUACUAUGCAGCAUGGGAAGGUCAUCUAGACUGCAUGCAGCUGCUUGCACAGAUCACGACAUCUCAAGUCACCAUCCGAGAUACUGUCGACGUGCAGAUGGUACCUAUCGAGCCUCCACCCCUUUCAGCAGGCACGCCGGCGAUGACACAGCCUGAAGCUGAGCUCAUACCAUCACUAAGCUUGCCGCCACCCAUCAUCCCGCUACGACGAUAUGGCCACAACUUCCUCGACACCACGAAGACAUUCAUCCUCUUAUCCUUCGACGACCUUGGAGCCGAUGCCAUCGAGUUUUACGGCGACAGCAAGUACCCUGCGGCUCGCCUCACCAUAUCGUCAAAGUCAUCCGACCUCAUACCUCGCAAUGUGCCACUACCUGUACAGGACGACUUCAAGCACAUCUCCUUUCAGAUUGAAAAUCUCGACACCUUCAGCAUCGAUUUCGACAUCUAUCCUACCUUCGGCAGUAAAGUCAUCGCGCGGGCAGCGGCAUCGAGCCGUGUCUUCACUGGCAAAGCUAGCAGCUCCGGUAUCUGGCAUCUUGAGCUCUUCGAUCCUCGACUCCGCGCGAUCGGCCGCAUCAGCUUCCGUUACCAGGUCGUCACACCUUUUCAUGGCAUACCUCUUGAGAUCACCCACUUCGCCACGUACUGGAAAGCCACGAGUCAGUACGAGAAUCAUCCUAGCAACCUCAUCACGGGCAGCAGCUUAUCUGGCGACUUCAUGCGACUGUUUGUGCAGUACACAAGAGAUGGUGUACCAGUGCUAUACAACGACUGGGCGUUACCGAGUAGCCGAAACGACCUCGUCAGCCGUCUGAAUUAUUCCGAAUUCAAGCAGGCUGGCCUUGAUGUUGGUCGUGGCAAAGGUGUCGUGCAAGGUCUCGUCGGCUCGGGCAUUAAUCCCAACAACUUAUCCGCCGCACAACGACAGGUUGCGAGGUCCUACGCUUCUCUAGCCGAUGCACUCGCUGUCUUACCGGCGGAUCUGAACCUCGAAAUCCAUAUUUGCUACCCGAGUCGGACAGAGGAGGAGGCUCUACAACUAGGGCCGACGCAGAACAUAAAUGCGGUGGCCGAUGCCGUGCUCACCGUCGUCUUUGACCAUGCGAGACAACUCAGAGAGUCGAAGGAUGCGGCGCUCAGGAGCUUUGUGUUCUCCAGCUACAAUGCCGAUGUUUGUACUGCAUUGAACUGGAAGCAGCCGAAUUACCCAAUCUUACUAUGUAACGAGCUUGGAGUGACAGCACCAAGCGCCCAGCAAGGUAGCAAUUCCUCCAUGGUAUCAAGCUGUGGUCGCUCCUCGGCCUCCAUCAAAGAAGCUGUCCGCAUCGCACAGUCGAACAACUUCAUGGGAUUGGUAUGCACUUCCCGCCUACUUGAGCUCGUGCCCGCUCUCGUCAACUCGGUCAAGGAAGCUGGUCUCGUUCUUAUCUCGGACUUCAGUCACAACGGCAAGUCGAGGAGGCCAAGCCUGCAUGAACUUCCACAGGGCGUUGACGGGCUGCUGGUGGAUAAUGCUGUGCUUCGCUUCAAGGACGCUAUUGAUCAGUAG